Messenger RNA from Rotaria sp. Silwood2, 1263 nucleotides. The record is from the annotation of a GenBank genome assembly. NCBI's taxonomy places the organism in Eukaryota, Metazoa, Rotifera, Eurotatoria, Philodinida, Philodinidae.
AUGUCUCCAUUGAUGUAUAGAAUUAUUUUAGAAGGUCACAGCGGUGUUAAUCAAUUAGGUGGAGUUUUUGUAAACGGACGACCAUUGCCUGAAACUAUUCGACAUCAAAUUGUGGAACUGGCUCGACAGGGUGCAAGACCGUGUGAAAUUUCACGAAAACUACAAGUAUCGAAUGGAUGUGUAUCUAAAAUCUUGGGUCGAUUUUAUCAAACUGGUUCAGUGAAACCAAGAGCUAUUGGUGGUUCAAAACCGCGUGUUGCAACACCAGAUGUUAUUGCAAAAAUUGCACAAAUUAAAACUGAAAAUUCUUCAAUAUUUGCAUGGGAAAUUCGUGAACGUCUUAUUAAUGAAUCUAUAUGUACAGAUGAUAAUUUACCGAGUGUUUCUUCUAUCAAUCGAGUAUUACGUAAUUUAUCUUCUUCAUCAUCGAUAAAAUCUACUUCAAAUUUUCAAUAUGAUAGUUUACUUAAUCCAUCAACAUCAUCGUUUUGGCCAAUAAUAGGAGGGUCAAACGUUCCAACCAAUUCAACAUAUACAUGUACUUAUCAUAAUUCAAUACAUAAUACAAAUGAAACAAAUUCUUCAAUCGAAGGAGUUAAAUAUGAAUUAAUGAAUGAAGAUGAUAAUAGUAUCAAUGAUAAUGAACGAAGUAUAAAUAAUGAUUUCGAUUCAAAUGUUUCAUCAAAACAAAAAAUACAACGUAAUCGGACAGCUUUUACUCCAGAACAAAUAAGAAUACUUGAAAAAGAAUUUGGACAUACACAUUAUCCAGAUAUUUAUGUACGUGAGCGUUUAGCAAAAAAUUUAAAUCUACAAGAAAAUCGUAUACAAGUUUGGUUUUCUAAUCGAAGAGCAAAAUGGCGUCGUGAAGAAAAAACUCGUAAUCAAAAACAUACAUAUACUGCUGGUGAAUCAUCAACAAGUAAUACAAAUAUUCAAUCCAUAGUUCCUCCAACAACAUUAUCUAUAUUCACUCCUCAACAACCACCAGGUUAUACUAUUGAAUCAAAUAUUCCACAAUGUUAUUUUUCAACGGGUAUUGAACAAAAUUUAUCUGUUCAAUCUCUUAAUUAUACAUGUUCAUUACCAGAUUCAACAUAUUCAUUAUCAACAGGAAACUGUUACGAAGAUCUUUCAUUGACACAAAAGCCAUCAUCUUAUUAUCCUUCUGAUUAUAAUACACGUUCAUCCAGUACAAUGUGUCAAUCAUCAAAUUUUCUUCAAACAUCAAUGCCAUCAUCGACAUUUUGGCACCGAUUUUAA